CGCACUCGGCUUCCAAAGCCCAGCAGAGGCCGGGCGGGCGGCGGGAACGUGUGGCGGGCAUGGCAUGUGCCACGGGGCCAGACCCGCCCGGGGACAGCAGUGGGGACGGUGGCGGGGAAGAGCGGCCCGCGUGGGACAACAGGCUACAGUACCUGCUGAGCUGCGUGGGCUUUGCCGUGGGCCUGGGCAACUUCUGGAGGUUCCCGUACCUGUGCCAGACCUACGGGGGAGAACGUCACGGGUGCUCGUGAACCCCUGCUCUGAGCUGACCCGACAGGCUGCACUCGGAGGGACCUUCCUCAUCCCCUACCUCAUUGCCCUGGUCUUCGAGGGCAUCCCGCUCUUCCACAUCGAGCUCGCCAUCGGCCAGCGCCUGCGCAGGGGCAGCAUCGGGGUGUGGAUGGCCAUCUCGCCCUACCUGGGCGGAGUAGGGCUGGGCUGCCUCACCGUGUCCUUCCUGGUCAGCCUGUACUACAACACCAUCCUGACGUGGGUGCUCUGGUACCUCCUCAACUCCUUCCAGCACCCGCUGCCCUGGAGCGCCUGCCCACUGGACCUCAAUCGCACAGGGUUGGUGGAGGAGUGCCGGGACAGCAGUGCCGUGAGCUACUUCUGGUACCGGCAGACGCUGAACAUCACGGCCGACAUCAGUGACAGUGGCUCCGUCCAGUGGCAGCUGCUGGUCUGCUUGGCGGCCUCCUGGGCAGUCCUGUACCUGUGCGUCAUCAGAGGCAUCGAGACCACCGGGAAGGCAAUUUAUUUCACAGCCUUGUUCCCGUACCUGGUCCUGACGAUCUUCCUCAUCAGGGGACUCACCCUGCCCGGGGCCACCCAAGGGCUGGUCUACCUGUUCACGCCCGACAUGCAGGUCCUCUGGAACCCCCGUGUGUGGCUGGACGCCGCCACCCAGAUAUUCUUCUCUCUGUCCCUGGCCUUCGGAGGACACAUCGCUUUUGCAAGUUACAACCCGCCAAGGAACAACUGUGAGAGGGACGCGGUGGCCAUCGCCCUGGUCAACAGCAUGACCUCCUUGUACGCGUCCAUUGCUGUCUUCUCCAUCCUGGGGUUCAAGGCUGUCAACGACCACGGGCGCUGCCUGGACGGAAACAUCCUCCGUCUCAUCAACGCCUUCGAUCUCCCAGACCAGAGCAUCUCCAGGGAUGACUACACGGCUGUCCUCGCCCGCCUGAACGUCUCCCGGCCUGAGUGGGUGGCUGGUCUCCACCUGGACGCCUGCCGCUUGGAGGACUUUCUGGAAAAGAGCGCCGCAGGCACGGGCCUGGCCUUCAUCGUCUUCGCUGAGGCCGUCCUCCACAUGCCCGGGGCACCCGGCUGGGCCGUGCUCUUCUUCGGGAUGCUGUUCACCCUGGGCCUGUCGUCCAUGUUUGGGAACAUGGAAAGUGUCAUCACACCGCUCCUGGACUUGGGGGUCAUGCCCAGAGGGGUCCCCAAGGAGCUCCUGACUGGGCUGGCCUGCCUGGUCUGCUUCCUCUCGGCCACCUGCUUCACACUGCAGUCUGGAAGCUACUGGCUCGAGAUUUUCGACCACUAUGCUGCGCCCUUGAACCUGAUCUUCUUUGCCUUCUUCGAAGUGGUCGGGGUCGUUUAUGUCUAUGGGAUGAAACGGUUCUGUGAUGAUAUCGCGUGGAUGACUGGGAGGCGGCCCGGCCUCUACUGGCAGGUGACUUGGAAGGUCGUCAGCCCCCUGCUGCUGCUGACCAUCUUUGUGGCCUACAUUUCCCUCCUGGCCAGCACGCCGCCGAGCUACAAGGCCUGGAACCCCCAAUACGAGCAGUUUCCCUCGCGGCAGGAGAAGCCCUACCCGGGCUGGGUGCAGGCCAUCUGCGUGCUCCUGUCCUUCCUGCCUGCACUGAGUGUCCCGGCGGUCACCCUGGUCCAGCUGCUCGCCCGGCGCCGACGGAAGCAGCAAGAUGUGCAGCAGGACAUGGGCCCAAAGCUGCAGGACGGCGGGGUCUGCUGAGGGUGGGGCUGGGGCAGCAGCGUGGGGGUCCAGCCUGUGGGCCUCGCAGCCCAACCCCAAUACACAGGUCCUCCCAGCGACUCCGAGACCCAUGGUCUUUGCUUCCGACACCACCUCAGCCUCCAGGCCACCUCAGGGUACAGACCAGCUCCGACAUCGCAGUCCAUGCCCUUCUCCAACCAGAAACAGCCCGCCGUGUGGCUCCUGGGCCCUGCAGUCUGGGGUCCUGCCUGGGGCAUCUGGGUGGUCUUGCACUUACCCGGCGAGUCCACAGGCAAAACUGCUGGGGUCCCAACGGUCAGGGUGGCGAUGUGGCCACUGGGAAGGCCCAGACACGCUCCUCCACUGAGGGCCUGUGAGUUUGGGAACCAGCAGGGCCGGUCUCUGAGGAAAAGCCGACAGCGUUCUCUCCCCUGAGCUGGGAAGGGAGGCUUGGCCCCCUAGAAGCCCAUUGCUCUACCCAGAGCCCUGGGGUCCUGAGGAGGGCAUGCCAUGACUGCCCACGCGAUGGGGAAGCUCACGGGAGAGGGGGUCUGUCUGGGACCGAGGCUUGGGUGCCCUGUACUCAGAGAAUUGCCACAGAGGCACAGACGCCCAGCUCCCAACUGGCCAGGGCACCACGGCCCAGAAAGCCGGGGGUGGGGGGUGGUCGGCUCUUCCCAGGUUUAGCUCAGAAACACAUCAUUUUUUUUUUUCCGAGAAUUCCUCAGGGUCAGUGUGUGUUAGGAAUGAAUAAAAGGGCCGAUUAUCACGCAGGUUUCCACUGUCUACAGAGGAAGGACAUCUCCCCUCACGGUCGGCCGGCCCUUCCCUGUGCUGAGCCCUCUGAGCAGCCCUCAGCCACGACCCGGCCUGUUCUGGGCCCUCGGAGUACCUCCAUAUGCCCCCGCCUGCUCCUCCCUCCCUCCCUCCUCUGUUCCUCCAUCCUUCCUCCCCUCUGCCCCUCCUCCAGCAGUCAGGUUCUAAGACGCCGGGUGCUGGACACCCAGGCCUGCCUGAGACUCGCCUCCGUGGUGACUGCUGUGUCCUUGGCGUCUUGCUGGGAACACGUCCCUCCGAGCAGCGUUAACAAGCCUCGGGCCGGCGGUCGCUGUCCGUGGUGCUGAAACACCGCAGCCCGCAGGGCACCAGGGCGGGUUUAACCGGCGGCGCCCAGGCAGCCAGAUCCCAGAGCAGACAGAGCGCGCGCUACCGCGUGCCUGAGGGGAGCUGCACAUUAAACUGCAGUCAACGCAAGAGCGCGCCGAAGAGAACUGGCAGUCUGCAUGGUGGUUUUAAAAACGAGAUAAAUCAGAAAGAAGUCUUACCCAGCUGAGACGGAGCAGAGCACACGCCUUCUCCAGAACCCUCCGGAAAGAUGAGAAUCACGUGGUCCACCAUGAAGAUCAUGGCCAGAGAAAUGCACUCAGGAGGAAUCCUACUGUCCCGGACCAGAGAACUGCCCUGUCCACUCUUGAGCGCCCAGGCAGCUUGGCCAACGCCAGCUGCAAGACGGCCUGGAUGUGCGAGCACCCCGAGCGCCGGGGGAGCAGGCCCUGCCCGGAGCAGGCAGAGCGAGCCAGGGAAGCAGGAAGGACCACCAGCAGGUUCCCAGUGUCCUGCUCCCUCCAGUCACGCAGCGGAGGGCAGACCCACCUUCCCUGCCCUGUUCACUGGCGCACCUGAGUUCCUGGCUUUCAAGAGGGAGUAGGCGCGGGAUGCGGUGUCGGAGACCACCCGGAGGAAGAACGCGGGAUUCCGCCUAACCGGCUGAUUAAAGGGCAGCUGCAGCACGCACGCGUGGAACCUAGGAGACGGCGCCGCUUCAGGGAGUGUCCAGUCGGAACACGCUGGCGUGCGGGUGCCGUGUGCACCUGGGCUCGUGCGUGCCUGUCAGGUGUUUGUGUCUACGUGCGGCAUGUGCACACAUGAGCAUGUGUGUGUGCACGUGUCUGCAGGUACCCACGUGACCAUGUGACAACCCUCUCGGGGGCCUGUGCCCUGUCUCACCCCCGGGGUCCUCUCUGCCAUAAGGUGCAGGUGUGGACCUGGCCGUCCGAUCUCACAAGAGCUCACCAGAACCCUGUGGAGUGGGGAGGAACCAUCCCCACCUACGAGAGAGGGGAGCCCGUUCUGGAAACUCGCGAACAUCGUGUGCCGGGGCCGGGGUCAGGCCACACUGCUGUCCUGGGAGGGGCUCGUCCUGCAGGCAGAGGACCCUCUCUGGGGGAGGGGUGGUGCUCCGUGUGGAGUAGGGAGGCCUCCACCAGCAGGGAUUUCCAUCUCCCCCGAGAGGAGCUGAGUUUGGUGGGUUCCAGUCUGCUGAGUGCCACGUGACCCCCAUGACCUCGCCUGCCCAGCUCUGGUGGGUGUGACUUGCAUGGUCCAGCUUUACACUCCCCACCCUGCCUUGGAGGCGCGGGGUUCCUGGGUCUGCCUGUGUGCGCACCACCCGCGUGUGGAAGCAGAUGACAUCCUUGAUGCAGCGGGUGGGGUGCUGGUGGCUCUGCACGGUCACUGUCCCGGGUGCACGUCACCACCUGGACAGAGGUGCACAGGGCCACCUGAGGGUGGCCUCCCCUGAGCUCAGGUGUCUACAAUGUUCCCUGGAGAGCAGGGGUCUGGGGCCAGCUCCCCACAGAGCACAGGGUCCAAGGUGGGGAUACAGAGUGAGACCGCGGGGAUCCUGGAGCAGGGUCCCCACCCUUGCUCUUCUCACACCCCCGGAGGUGUGCGGGUGCGCGGGGGUCACUGUGACCCGCGCCCUGCAGCUGGCAUGGCAGGGGCGUGAGCACCUGUCCCGAGGGGGCAGAGGCAGCUGGCAAAGAGCACAGGGGCGCCUUGGGAGGUGCAGGAGGGUGGUCAGGGCGCUGAGGGGCACCAAAGGCGCACGCACGGCCUCAUCACCAAAACAGAGCCCAGGCCCCUGAGUUAGAAGCGGUCUUCCUAGCGGGACUUUUCAGCAGGAACUCCCCCCCGAGCCCAUCCAGACCCUGCAACGACCGCACGGCCCUGGAUAACCGUCCCUCGCGGGCUCUCAGUGGUCGCCCAGCUCCCCAUUAGCCGGGAGACAGCUCUCCCCUCGCUCACUGUCCCCUCGCCCACAGCGCUGCCCCCUGAUGGGGCCGUGGGAAGUCAGCUGCCUCCCUGAGUUGCCCAGGCAGGGCUCCCCCCGAAACCACCGAGAGUGAGGCUGCGGGCAAGAGGACCGGUCAGUGAAGGACAGCGUCCGCCUUCCCGAGGUGGACAUGUGGGAACACAAGCGCCAAUGGCCCAUGAUCACCAGCCCAUCCCCUACUUCCCGGCCGGGGGCUGCAGAGCCCCCGGGGGGCAGGGAGCGUCCUGGAAGCAAGGCUGGGCUGGGCUGGCCUGGAGCUGCUCUUGAGGGUUUGGGGCCACGGCCCUCUGCUCUCCGGACCCACCCCUGCCCCGUGGCCGCCUUCCUCCAACUCUGCAGCCCCUCCCCUGCCCCUCUCACCACAGGGCAGCUAGCACAGGGGGACACGGGACACCCUGGCCACGCUGGCCUCCACCGCUGCCUGGUGCCGGGAGCAGCGCCUCCCGAGCAGACGGGGACACAGGCGGACAGGCGGUACCUGCUGCUCAGGUGGGUGCUGCGUCCGUCCUCACAGACCCAGAGAGCGCCCUCGCCCCGCCAGGGACCCACCUGUAUGCCUGCAGCAGGAAUAUCUUGUAAACGUUUGUGAAAACUGUCUGGAGACUGUUCACCUGGAGUCACGAGGAAAGAGAAACGCUGGCAAUACCCCUGGGACUUGAGUUUCUACCUUUUGCUUUAUUUCCCCGCACCGGCCACGGGGUCAGGACUCUGUGGGGCCGCCGGCAGGAUGAUGGGCGGGAAGGACAAGGAGGUGCGAGCCCAGCCCGGCCGGACCACAACCUCGGCCCGCACCCUGCGAGGAGCCAGGGCGCGGGGGCGCGGCGGCCACUCAGCGGGUGAGGGCAGGGGCCUCCACACACGCACGUGCACACGCACACGCACACCCAGGAUCUAAAAAGCACAGGGGCCCACGGGGGCCUGAUGCCAGAGCCCUCGCUCUGAAGCCCCGGCCGCCGGCCGCCGCCCGCAGCCCACGCACCUGCAGGUCCAGAAAGAGGCCGUGGCACUUCAGCCGCAAGACCGCGAAGAGUUUGCGGCGCAUGUUCCUUCCAGCCUUGAAGCCCUGGUUGAAGGAGGAGGUCGCCCCCAACAUCCUUGACGCAGGACCAAGCGACCGGCGCAGUCACAUGAUGGGCCCGAAGUGUCAAGGGAAGGGGCCUCGUCAGCCCCGCUGUGCCCGCGGGGUCCUGUGCCUCCCACCCCCGAGUGUGAUGUCACGUGACGCGGCCCACACCCCAGGACGGGCCCUCUCGCCCCAGCUUCCACACUCACACUUGAUGUACACUUCCCAUUCCCUUAGUCGCACUUUGAAAACAAUUUUAACGGCAGAUUGAGGUUUCCCCUUGGUGACACGGCACCCACUGAGCCUUUACCAAGGCCACUUCAUCUGCCCCCCAAGCACUUAAAGACGGUCAAAUAAAACCUCGGGUGACGUCUCUCAUUUCCAUUCUGGGGAAGAUUUCCAGAAAUGGAAUUAUUGGGAACCGUGUGAACAUUUUAGCCGUGCCCCCUGAAUUCACGUGUUGAAGCCCUGACCGCCAGGGCCGUUUGGGGACAAGUCCUUGAAGGCAGUGAGGAAGAUGAACUGAGACCAGGAAGGCGGGCCCUAACCCAGCGGGGCGGGGGCUGAAGAAGAGAGCGACACUGCCUGGACACAGGGACGACCAUGCGAGGCCUCGGGGGGGGGGGGGGGAGACGGGCCUGCAGCACCUGGACCUCAGCUUCCAGCUCUGGACCGAGGGGUCAGGCCCGUCUGUGGUACUUUGAUGGCAGCCUGAGCGGCAGAGGCUGGCACCCACGGCACCGCACACAGAGCAGGCCCCACAUGCUGCAGCCCUGCGCCCCGAUGGACCCAAGGCGACCGCAAACCCUGACGUCCAGGGAGACCAAGAUGUGUGCUAACGCAUGUGCCUGGCCCUAAAGAGACCUGCGUCUGGCAGGUCCCGAAAUCUCGUUAGAUCUGCACGCUUCCCUGCAGAACACGCCAGGGUCCCGGAAUCUGCUGCACGGUUGUUCUUUUACCAAAAACGGCCCAGAAAACUGUGCCCCCCGUGAGCACGUCCCCCCACCCCCCGGAUGGGGAGACGGCUCUCUGACCUCUGAUCUCUCCAGGUGGCAGCACCUUCACUCAGGAGAGGGCAGCCUGAGCGAGUUGCCGGCCAGCUCUCACCUGGAGUAGUCACUGCGCACCUCCAGGGUCUGGGUGUCCAGCAGCAAGCCGCACCAGGGGAACAGGCAGUGUGCCGGCAGCUGGAGGGGGGCCUGGCCGCCCAGGGCGCCGUCUUCCACGGGGAAGUUCACCACCGUCUUGCGCAGAAGUGCCCGUGGAGACACACGCAUGUGCAGACCCUUACCUGAGAAAAGCCUUCGCACGCGUCAGGUGGGGUGUGACCAGCAGGAAGUCGUCCACCAAGCGCAGGAGGACCCUGGACAAGGAGAGAAAAUGGAGAGCGCUGCCUUUUACACCCCGAGCACAACGUCCUCCUGGGGCGCUGAAGGUCGAAAACGUAACAUCUGAGUUCCCGCGGGCGUGAAUAAAGCGAUCUUCUCCCAAG
Messenger RNA from Camelus dromedarius (Arabian camel), 7633 nucleotides. It is a transcript of the gene SLC6A18, whose product is annotated as solute carrier family 6 member 18. NCBI's taxonomy places the organism in Eukaryota, Metazoa, Chordata, Mammalia, Artiodactyla, Camelidae. The record is from RefSeq and is a predicted model, not a curated record. The coding region runs from base 65 to 1981 and encodes 638 amino acids. Gene Ontology annotation, biological process: sodium ion transmembrane transport. Gene Ontology annotation, cellular component: plasma membrane. The transcript has 19 exons.